GCACUCGAUUAUCCUAGGAGUCGUUGUACUCGAAGAACGUUGGCCUCUCCAAUCUUUUUCGUUAUGCUGGCCUCUCUUUUGCUGAGCUCUUUUGCGCCUAUCUCCGUCAAGCAGCAACAAUCUCCAUUCUCUCUUCUGUAUCACAAUUCCAGCAGCAGUAAAUGGGAGGCGACCAAGAACGUUCUCGGCAGACGUCAGCUAUUUUCUCGCAGAGUUGCAGUGCUGGAGACACCAUAUUCAGAAGAACCAAAUACGAACCUCGUUUGCCGACCGAAACGGGUUGUUCAUUGUUCCUUUAAGCAGUGUAGUGAUAACUAUGAUGCUGAUUAUGAUGCGAAUGUCGACGUUGAUUUUGUUGCUUCGUUGCUUAGCUCCUGUUCUACCUAUAGAGAGUGUCGACGUAUUCACUCUUUCGUUGAGAAGGGAUUCGGGAAGUCCGUUUUGUUCAUAUGGAACAAUUUGAUUUCCUUAUAUGUAAAUUUUGGCAAACUGUGGGAGGCCCAAAAAGUGUUUGAUGGAAUGUCCGCAAGAAAUGUUGUUUCCUGGACUGCGCUCAUUGGUGGGUAUACAAAAAUUGGCCGACUGCAGGACGCAUUUCGGCUUUUUAAUGAGAUGUUGGUGAAUGGAAUUCGUCCGAACGGUGCCACUUUUGUUUAUGUGCUAAAUGCUUGUGCUAGGUGCUCAGCUUUUGAACUUGGCAGUCAGGUUCAUGCUUGUGUUGUGAAAGGCAAUUGGAGUAAUGUGAUUGUUGAAAGCGCGUUGGUCUACUUUUAUGCGCAGAGUGGCAAUCUAGCAGGAGCGGUUUCUGUGUACGAUAGGAUGUCUAAGCGUGACGUUGUCUGUUGGACUACAAUGAUUGUUGCGUAUGCACAAAGUGGGGAUGGUGAUAAGGCUAUGGAAAUGUUUAAUGACAUUCUGUCCUCUGGUUUAAGACCAAAUGAAUUUACUGUUUGUAGCAUUUUGAAGGUUUGUGGUGAUAUGAAGGCCUUGGAUUGUGGUAGGCAACUUCAUGCUGCUGUGGUCAAGGGAAUGUUUAAAUAUGAUGUUUACGUGGGCAGUUCAUUAGUGUCUAUGUAUGUAAAAUGUGGUCAAGUGACAGAUGCUAGAGUGAUAUUCGAUGGCAUGCCAAAGAGGAACACCGUUACAUGGACUUCUAUGAUUGCUGGAUAUGCUCAAAAUGGGCUUGGAAUUGAGGCCAUAAGCUUGUUCAGGAGUAUGAAAAGCCGCCGGAUAAUUGCCAACAGUUUGACCAUUGUUAGCCUUCUUAGUGCUUGUGGGGCAGUUGGGUUGCUGCACCAGGGAAAGGAAGUUCAUGCACAAAUCCUAAAGAAUACAAUGCAUAGCAACAUAUACGUGUGCAGCACACUUAUUUGGUUUUACAGCAGAUGUGGUGAAUAUGUUUACGGUUCAAGGGUGCUUGAGCUCAUGCCUUCCCGGGAUGUAAUCUCAUGGACUGCAUUAAUCUCUGGAUGCAGCCGUCUAGGCUAUGGAUCUGAAGCUCUAAAAUAUUUGAAUGAUAUGUUAUGGGAAGGUGUAGAGCCAAAUCAAUUUACUUAUUCAACUGCACUCAAAGCAUGCACAAAGAUAGAAGCUCUGAGGAAAGGAAAAUGGAUCCAUGCAUCAGCGAACAAGAAUGGAUCUCUGUUAAAUGUGUUUGUGGGCAGUGCCCUUAUUGACAUGUAUGCCAAAUGUGGUUGCGUGAAUGAUGCGUAUCAAGUCUUUGACAAAUUGCCCAAGAAAAACGUUGUAUCUUGGAAUGCUCUUAUUUUGGGAUAUGCAAGAAACGGGCUCUGCAAAGAAGCAUUGAAACUCAUGUACCGAAUGGAAGCAGAAGGUAUGAAAGUAGAUGAGUUUGUCAUCUCAGAGGUUCUAAAUGCAUGUGGGGAAGCUCAGUGGGAAAAUGAAUGCAAUAAAUUACAAUGCUUAUCAUAAGGUUUCCAUCUCCACAUUUUCUUUGUCUGCUUACAAAGUAAUUUGAGCAAUAAGUUGCUGAGACAUUUCAUCGCAAGUGCUGAAUGUGGUUCCUAUUUGGUCCUGUCUCAUUUUAUACUCAUUUAUAUUAAAAAAAGUUUAGCCUUACAAAUCCGCUCGUUCAACCGUUGGAGCAUUCCACUUAUAAUGCAGCUAGCAGAAUCUGUCCUGAAGCCAUCAUUAUACUGCUAUAUCUUCUGCAAGUACGGUGUUUACUCCCAAAUAUCCUCUUUUUGUAGUGAUUUCUUCACCAUAACUCGGCAUUUUGGAGGGUGAAGAUCUAAGUUGCUCUGCUUGCAAGACAAAUUCAUUGAUUUGGGAUUUGGAGGAGAAAAUCCUCCCUGUCGCUGCAUCAACUUGGCAUACCCACCCACCAUGCAGAGUACCAGCAUGACGGGGCACUAGACCAAGCCUACACUUAUGGGCUCAAGAUUGAUCUCCCUGAGUUUACAAGUAGAGUGGAUGCAGAGCUCUACUAUAGUUGGGUGUAGCCGGUAAAGAGCUACUUUGAGCUACAUGAUGUGGCAGAGAGGAAGAAUGUGGUGAUUGCAGCUACACGUCUUUGAGUAUUGGCGCAGAUAUGGUGGACAAAGCUGUAGAAGGCACACGAGUGGUAGGGACAGCAGAAUAAUCAUCCUUGGGAGGAGAUGAAGCGGUUGAUGAAUGCCAAAUUUGUUCCUUCUGAUCACACACAACGAGCUUAUCACCAGUACAUUUAUCUGCAUUAGGGUUCUAGCACCGUGCAUGAGAAAAUAAAGGAGUUCCACCAACUCUCUUUUUGGGUUCAGAUCCAUGAGACGCUAGAGCAGCAGAUCACCAGGCUGACCCUUCAAAAGUCCAAGCAAUUGUAGAUUGGCCAACCCAAAAAACAAUAGGGGAAGCUCAAAGUUUUCACGGGUUGGCUACCUUCUACUAUUUCUUUAUUCGAAAUUUUAGUACUAUUAUGGAACCCAUUAUAGAGUGCCUCAAGGGUACUAAGUUUCUUUGGACUUUUGAGGCAGAUCGAGCAUCUAACAUGAUCAAGAGAAAAAUGAACAAGCCCAUAUUGGCACUUCCUGAUUUUUCUCAAGCCCUUGAAGUUGAAUGUGAUGCGUAAAAUGUAGGCAUAGGUGGAGUUUUCAGCCAAAACCAUCGGUUAUUGCUUGCUUUAGUGAGAAGCUAUUGGCAGCUAAGCGCAAUUACUUUACUUAUGGCCUUGAGUUUUGUGUUGUUGUUUAGUCUUUUGGUAUUGGAGAUAUUACUUAAUUUACAAAGAGAUUGUUCUUUAUACUGA
This is a messenger RNA of Nymphaea colorata (pocket water lily), 3244 nucleotides long. Its product is annotated as pentatricopeptide repeat-containing protein At4g18520, chloroplastic. Gene Ontology annotation, biological process: RNA modification. Bases 64 to 1932 code for a protein of 622 amino acids. The transcript has 3 exons. The record is from RefSeq and is a predicted model, not a curated record. Lineage: Eukaryota; Viridiplantae; Streptophyta; Magnoliopsida; Nymphaeales; Nymphaeaceae. Gene Ontology annotation, cellular component: intracellular membrane-bounded organelle. Gene Ontology annotation, molecular function: protein binding; RNA binding.